AUGGAUUCCCAGAUCAGCACCUGUGCCUUCGGGGAAGUAGCAGGAGCAGUGGCAGCUCUGGAUACUCUGAAUGGAGGCAUCACUGACACUGCUGAAACUCUGGAGGCCACAGUCCAGAGAGGACAGCUGGGAAGUUGGACAAUUGCCCUAUCGUUAACUAGCAGAAAGCAAACCAUCGUCUCUGACUUCCUGCUUCUGGGCUUCUCUGAGCACCAGGAACAGCAACCCCUCCUGUUUGGGCUCUUCCUGGGCAUGUACCUGGUCACCCUGCUGGGCAACCUGCUCAUCAUCCUGGCCAUUGGCUCUGACCCGCACCUCCACACACCCAUGUACUUCCUGGCCAACCUGUCCUUCGUGGAUACCUGCUUCACCUGCACCAUUGUCCCCAAGGUGCUGGUGAACAUCCACACGCAGCAGCACACCAUCUCCCACACUGGGUGCCUCCUGCAGAUGUACUACUUCAUGGCACUGGCCCUGCUGGAUGACUUCCUGCUGGCUGUCAUGGCCUAUGACCGCUACGUGGCCAUCUGCCUGCCUCUGCACUACACCAUGGUCAUGUGUCCCCAGCUGCUGGUGGCCACGUCCUGGCUCUGCUCCAUCCUCCUGGCCUUUUCAGCAGAUUUUGGAAUGGUGGCAUCUGUGAUAUACACAAUGGUCACCUCUAUGCUAAGCCCCUUUAUCUACAGCUUGAGGAACAAGGACCAGAUCAAUGUCAUCUCUGUCCUGGACUAUGAACAGGCCCCUGACUGGUCUCCCUUAAAUCCUUUCUACUCGCACACCAAUCAGAGUGAUCACUUGAAAGGGAUGAGCUCAGAGAAUGUCACCUGGGCCAGGGUUGCCCCUGUUGAAUUCAUCCUCCUGGGCAUCACGGAUCGCUGGGACCUGCGUGUGACCCUCUUCUUGAUCUUCUUGCCCGUCUACCUGGUGAGCCUGCUGGGAAACAUGGGCCUGGUGCUGCUGAUCCAUGGGAAUGCCCGGCUCCACGCCCCGAUGUACUUCUUCCUGGCCAACCUCUCCCUUCUGGAUGCCUGCUAUUCCUCAGCCAUUGGCCCCAAGAUGUUAGUGGACUUGCUGCUGCCCCGUGCCACCAUCCCGUAUGCAGCCUGUGCCCUCCAGAUGUUUAUCUUCGCGGGGCUGGCUGAUGCAGAGUGCUGCCUGUUGGCCGCCAUGGCCUAUGACCGCUAUGUGGCCAUCGGGAACCCGCUUCUCUAUACAACGGUUAUGUCACCACGUCUGUGCUUGGCCUUGCUGGGGGCAUCAGGCCUGGGAGGGGCAGUGAGUGCCUUUAUCCACACAACUUUCACCUUCCGCCUGAGCUUCUGCCGCUCCCGGGAGGUCAACAGCUUCUUCUGUGACAUCCCUCCACUACUGGCCAUCUCAUGCGAUGACACCAGUCUCAACGAAGUCCUCCUCUUCGCCGUCUGUGGCUUCAUCCAGACAGCCACGGUGUUGGCCAUCGCUGUGUCCUACGGCUUCAUCGCGGGGGCUGUGGUCCGCAUGCGAUCGGCCGAGGGCCGCGGGAGGGCAGCCUCUACCUGUGGCUCCCACCUCACAGCUGUGGCCAUGCUAUAUGGGACCCUCAUCUUCAUGUACCUGCGUCCCAGCUCCAGCUAUGCCCUGGACACAGACAAGAUGGCAUCUGUGUUCUACACCCUUGUCAUUCCAGCUCUCAACCCCCUCAUCUACAGCCUCCGCAACCAGGAGGUCAAGGAGGCCCUGAGGCGGACCCGGAGUCGAUUCUGCUGUCCAGAGAGGGGUACCAGGGACUGGUCCCAGGAGGCUGGUUAA
Molecule: messenger RNA, 1788 nt
Organism: Marmota monax (woodchuck)
Lineage: Eukaryota; Metazoa; Chordata; Mammalia; Rodentia; Sciuridae
Product: olfactory receptor 5C1
Exons: 5
Coding region: 1-1788 (595 amino acids)
Biological process (GO): G protein-coupled receptor signaling pathway; sensory perception of smell
Cellular component (GO): membrane
Molecular function (GO): G protein-coupled receptor activity; odorant binding; olfactory receptor activity
Source: RefSeq, a predicted model, not a curated record